Blepharisma stoltei is the source of this 1254-nucleotide messenger RNA. The record is from the annotation of a GenBank genome assembly. Lineage: Eukaryota; Ciliophora; Heterotrichea; Heterotrichida; Blepharismidae.
AUGUUUGAAUAUUGUUAUGUCUGCUAUACCGAUCAUCCGAAAUUAGACUUUUGCGAUCUUUCAUGCGGCUGCCGAUUUUGUCGGGAAGUGAUAAGGUCUUGAAUUUUUACUCAGCUCAAUAAAUAUUUUGUGGAAGAUUUUUUUAUAAUUUGUCCCAAAGGUGACCGCGGACAUUAUUUGAACGAAGAAGAUAUCAGAAAAUGUCUAACUCCUGAAGAAUUUUCAAGCUACCAAUUUAUUUUAUUAAAACGAAGCUUAUCGCAUGACGAAGAUUAUAGGUACUGCCCAUCAAGAAAUUGCAAUUACAUAGGCUGGAUUGACUCUACGAGCACUUGCACAAGCUUACUUGAGUGCCCGAUGUGUUUGAUAAAAUGAAAAGAUCCGACUCUAAACCCUCUUUCUAAGCGAUUAUAUAGCAAUAUCCAAGCUGUAUUUACAGGAAAUAUUGAAAUUUUUAGCUUGCUAUGAAAAGAACUGUGGACAAAAUUGUGCCCGAUGUGCAGCUUUCCAAUAGAAAAAAAUGGAGGAUGCCCACAUAUGGUAUGUCAGAACUGCAACCAUGAAUUUUGCUGGAACUGCUUGAGCGACUAUAAUAAUCAUAAUUUCAGCAGUUGUGAGUUCAGAUUUGCUUAUAGCAGUAUAUAUUUUGCAUGGGUUAUAAUAUUACUGAUUUUGAAAAUAUUUUAUUCUUCACCUUUUAUCUGUGAAUUUGCUUUAUUUUCAGUAAAACAUAUAAUCAUCCUGACAAUUUCAUCUGCUAUGUUGCUUCUUUCGAUAGGAACUUGCUUGCUCCCUUCCAUGAAUGAACAAAAUUUAUUUGUUCGCUCCAGAGGGCUAAUUUUUAUAAUAAUUUUUUUUUUCGAAAUUUAUAUGUUUUAAAAUGCAAGUUGUUUAGAAUACAUAGUUAGUUAUAAUUUCUUUAUAUUAAUUAUCAGUUAUAUAUCAAAAUAUUUUUCUAUUAAAAAAUUUUUUGUUCGCUUGAGUUUUUAUUAAAAAAUAGGAUUUUUCCAAUGGCUUUGGGAAUUAGGUGCUUAUUACUUAUCACUUGCUAAAUGGAACAGAUCGUGAUCAUCAUUGCUUAUGUUUGCAAGCGUUCUUGCUGCUGAUUAUUUUCUUAUCAGUUCAAUAGAAUCUAAAACUCACGAGGAGUUUCUGGAAAUUGUGUGGCUUACAAUAGACCUUGGUUUCACAUUUCUCUGCUGCUGGGGAGGCUGCUUUCUUCUUUAUUAUAGAAGACCCGCCUUAAAAAUGUAA